UACAUCAUACUUUGGGGAAAAAAGUGAGAAAAAAACAUGCCUUAUAUGUAUCUCUUUCCAAUGCUAAAUAAAUACAUUGAGCACACACACAAAAAAAUAAAAAUUUGGAGGGCGGGGUGCGCAACUUCGCGGUUUUUUACUUAUCGCGGCGGGUUCUGGUCCCCAUUAACCGCGAAAAACCAGGGAUCACUGUACACUGGUCAUUGUGAGUCAUCCAAAGUCUUUCCAAACAGCUAUUCAAGUCAUCUGGUGAAAAUUUCUUUAAGAAAAAAAAAUAUAUACGGUGGUACCUCUACAUACGAAGUUAAUCCGUUCCAGGACCUUGUUUGUAAGUCGAAAUGGUCGUAUGUCGAGCAGGAUUUUCCCAUAGGAAUACAUUAUAAUUCCAUUAAUUCGUUCCACAGCCCAAAAACCUUCACUAAAUCCUUAAAAAAUACUGCUGGUACUAUUACAAAUGGCAAUUACACAUAGCAAAACAAAUAAAUUAUAAAUCAAAAUCGGAAUAAUAAUAAUAAUAAUAAUUCCUGUAUUAAUGUAACGAAUCGGGUUCUAAUGUGGCGGACGUUUUUUGCUGACCCUGAACGCACCGCGGGGCUGACGUGCCAGAGACAGACCGGUGAGCUUGAGUUUCACUUUCACUUUGAAUGUUUUCUUGAGAACACCGUCAAUUGCGGCAGACAGAAGGUGUUUUUGUUUUGAAUAAGUUGUGAAAUAAAUGAUAAAAACGUGGCGAAGUUGGCGAUUUCUCUGGAGAUGUUACCACAAUAAGAAUUGUCAGCUUAACUUAUAAAGACUGGCGAACGAUGGUCGGAGGAGGACCGUGGAGAUGUAUUGUUGAGCCAUUUCACGGAUGCCCACCCUACGCUCAUAUUUUUCUGUCAUUUGCAUCUUCAUUUAGAAGGUAAGCGUCAACUUUUUCCUUUUUUCACCACCUGUACCAACCUUUUCUGAAACCAGUGUUGAUUUGUCACACAAGAAAAUCCGCCGUGCAUUCGUCUGCGGUGCUGCCAUUGUCGUCGUAUUUCGAGCAUGUCGUCGGAUGUAGAAACAAAUGGCGAGUCAAAUUUUACGUCGGAUGUCGAAAAGUUCGUGUGUCGAAGCGAUCGUAUGUAGAGGUACCACUGUAUUUCUUUUUAAUAUCGCAAUAUAAUAUCGCAAACCCCAAAAACAUCGCAGCAUUAGUUUUUUCCAAUAUCGUUCAGGCCUACUUGUCACCCAUCAAAUAAGCACCAGAAAUGUAAAAAUGACAAAUUUGAUUGUUUAAUGUUUGUAAGAAGUCUUAUGUGGGUUAGAAAAGUGCUUUUGCCAAGCUCAGUGUAACAGCCCUGCUGGCCCAGGGAUGCACAUGGACGUACAUAGGCGCCGAACGCCCAGAGUGUUGGACUCGAAGACGAUAUUGAAAGGAAGAAAAAGGGCUUGUUGGGCAUUCUCUGUUAAAAUGUCACCCGGGGCUCUGUGUGGAGCAAGCAUGCAUGGUGUAAAAAAGUAAUAACACUUAAAACUCCUUAUAAUACCUUUUUAAAAAAUGACCAAGUGAAGGCUCCUAUCCCGACAAAUGCCCCACUGCAGCUCAUUCUCCAUAGACCGUAGUACAGUGAUUACUCUGGGAGGCCAGCAGCUUACCUCUCAGGCACCACCAUCACACCUUUCAGUUUCCCAAUGGAAUUCCACGCCUGUUCAACACCAUACACCAGACAACAGUGACAGUGCAGGAGAGGAAUUCCUGAGAUGUAUAGCUGCAAAUAAACCUUUCCCAGACUAUCUUCGAGGCAACAUGGCAUACAACCUGGCUGAUGCGUUAAAGUCGGCCAGUAUCCUGAAGGAAGCUAUCAAAUCGGACCACGUUUUCCAGAAGUGUUUGACCAGGAGCAAAAGUAAGAGCAAAAGUCCUGACCGUAGCCGCGGAAGAUCUCGAGCCAAAAGCUGCAGGCGAAGUCGAAGCCGAAGCCGGGGAAGGAGCAAAAGUCGCAUUCGUGGAAAAAGUCGAGCAAGAAGCAAAAGCAGGGCCCGCAGUCGAAGCCCAACGAGGAAACGUCACGCACGGAGCAAAAGCAGACCAAGGCGGUCAUCAUCAAGAAGUAGCAGUAUGGACAGACGCCAUGCCAAAGAAAAAAAGCAGGAAAGAAACCUGAGCCACAUUGAAAAAAAAGUCAGUGACAGUUUUAGCACUGGUCUCAUGGGCAGUAGUUUGUUAGAAGGACUUAAGAUGGCCCUAAAGAACAAAGACACGGAAGAUAAACUGCCUUCCCGCAGGGAUGCAACACAAACUAUUCAGGACUCUAACGAAAGCAAAAAAUGUGUGCCGGACAAACAGAAACCUGACAGUUCUGACACACUGACAACUUCAAAAACUCUGGAUAAUGACAGCAUGCUACUGCCUCACGAAAGAGUUGGCAGUGACUUCUCUUGGCUUCAGCCCCAAAAUCAGGAGGUUUCAAAAGCUGAUCAGGUUGACGAUGAAGAGCUCUUCUUGUAUGGAGAUGAAAAAGACACAAAAAACCAACUCGACGGUGGAACAUCUACAACAGACAUGACUGGUGACUUGGUCAAAGAAAAGGGUAAAGAAAUGCAGAACUUUGAUCUGGGCAGUCAACAACAUUACUAUGAUAAGACAAAUUUCCCUUUUGGGGGUGGUCUGUCAGCCUCAAGCUCAGUCUUUGCUAAUCUAGACAACAAUGAGUGUGAUAAGAUCAAAAACAUAUUGAACAGUUUGGGAAAAACGAACAGUAGUGAGACAGGCCAACAGGUUACUUCUGAAUCACCUCUCAGUUCGACAGCAGCUUACUUGGGAUUGGCAACGUGUAAGGUCCCUAAUGUCCAGCAUGCUUUGGAAUCUCUACAUUCCCUCAUCAAAGCAACCAAGGAGAAGCGUGAAAAAUGUGAUCCAGUUGAGACAUCUCUGCCAUCCCUGGACAAACAUAAGUGUGGCGAUGAGCGAAAAAAACUCAAACAAGCAAAAAUCAGUCAAACUGAACUGUUGAUGAAACAAGUGGGGGAACUUCUCAAAGAGGAAGGAUUCAGUUUUCUUAUACCAGUGAUUGGAUUUUACUGCCAGAUAUGUGAGGAGUUCAUUGGAGAUUUAAGUACUGCUGAAAACCAUGCAGCCAUCCACAGCCAUCAUAAGACUGGCCGUCAGAAAACAACGGUGAAUAAACAUGCAGAAGAGACUAAAGGACAUGCUAGCAGCAGCAAACACCAUCCCACAUCGUCAGACCGAAGAGACCACGGAGCCCACAGUUAUCUAGAUAGAGGAGACCACAGAAAACAUGAAAAUCCUUACAAUAGGAAACAUGAGAUGGAUCACAGAAUCAAACAGGAGGAUGAUCGUGCUCAUAGGCCUUGUCAAGACAGUAAUUUGUUCAAGGAGAGCCUGCUCAUCACUGUUAAGGAGGAACGAAAUAAGGAUUCGGACGUUAAAAUUCAUGCGAGAGUGGAGAAGGAAGACGCAUACGAUGGUCAGGAUAGCAAAAAAUAUGAAAAGAAAAAAAAUGAAAGUAGCGAUGACAGCAGUGAUGAAAAAGGAAAGGAGUCCAAAGAAAAGUUACACAAAAAGAAAAAGAAAAAAGAGAAGAAAAAGGACAAGAAGAAGGACAAAAAGAAGAAAAAGGAUGCUGAGUGAUACAUUGAACUUGUUUGGUGUUAAAAAGUUCAAACCUCGUUAAAUAUCACAUGCCAGAACCAUUCAACAUCAGUCAAAAGCAUAGGUGUCAAACACAAGGACGAUGUUAGUUUACGUUCCUUGAUGUACUAAAAUUGUCAGUUAUCUUCACUUUUAAUUCUUCUUUGAUCUUCAAGAUUUGUGCUACGUUAAUUUGACCUUUUUUUCCCCAUUUUUCAGGAUGUUUUUGCUGAGAUGUUACAAUAAAGCUGUCCUGUUAUUCUGCAAGGGUCGUAUUUUGACUACACGUCAUGGUUCUCACCUUGCUGUUCGGUAUGAAAUGUUCCCAUCCUCACGACUGUUCUUUUUUUUUAUAUUUUGGGUGCCGUGUUCCUGUGUAAAAGUAAGCUCAGAUGUGAUAAUAUGCCGAUUUUCUAGUAGUGUGUCAAAGUAAAAAAGCGUAUAAAUUAGUGCUGCAACGAUUAAUCAAUUAACUCGAGUAUUCGAUAAGAAAAAAAAUAUUCGAAUUAAAUUUUGUUGCCUCGAGUUUUCGUUUAAUUAAAGUGGCGUUGUAAUGGUUUAUUUUGAAAGUGUUUGCAUUUAGAUUUAUUGAUUAGGGUGGAUACACUGCCCUCAGGUCUGCCUCUUUUCACAUGGCUGAAUCCAACUGCUCCCUGUUAAGACCAACGUAAGCUUUUUUUUAUAUAUAAAAAAAGUUUUUUUUGAGCUAAUGUAAUGCAUUCAAUAUUUAGUUUAUAGGUAUAUUUAGCCUUUUUUGUGGGAAUAUGUGUCUGAACCGUUUUUUUAGAGCAUUGUAAAAACAAAAAAAUGCAAAAAAGCACUUUAUAGCAUUUAAGCUAGUGGAGUUUUUCUAUGUAAGUUAGCCAAUUGUUCUGUUGUUUUACAUAGAUCCUCAUUUUUUAAAAUAAAUUUAUACCGUUUGAGACUCAGCUCAGCUAUUUUAAUUUUUCAUGUUCCUUAUCCGAUUACUCGAUUAUUCGAACUAACUAGUCCAUCGAUUAAUCGACUACUAAAAUAUUUGAGAGCUGCAGCCCUAGUGUAAAUACUGUAAAUGCUCUGUUGAACAAAUUUGUGCUUCGUUGAUAUGUUAAAGAAGUUACUGCUGUGUUCUGAAACAUUCCGUGUAAGACAAGAUGCAUUAAGGUUUUAGAAAGGUUUAAUGAUUUGCACACACAAAAACACUCCACCCCGUCAGAGACCCACACAACAAAUACAUUGUUAAAAUACAAAUCCAUUGAUUGGGAGCAUAAUCUGUAAUCUUUUACAGACUGAGUAUGGCUCUUACUCUUCUCCUCAAGAGGUUUACACCCCAGAAUGGGGAUAUUGGACAAAAGGAAACUCUGACCCAUCCCAGUUGCCUGAUGGAUCAAGUUCUAGUUAUGAAAGUAAACCCACACUACCACAAACUGAUUAAUUCACAGUCUAGACAAAAUAUUUUUAUGCCUUCAUCAUUCUCAGGGUUCAUUUUCAUUCCUUGAAAUCCUUGAAAAUGCUUGGAUUUUACUGUUGUACUUUCAAGGUUUGAAAAAUCUUUAAAUUUUGCAUAAAGUCCUUGAAAAUGUUUCGAAGUGUUAGGCACACAAUAUUUCUCAGCACCCUGUCUAAAAAUAUCAAAUGAAGGGAAGUAAAUUUGCUUCACCGCUGCUUGUUUUGAGGUUGCUUUUCUGUUGAUGUCCCACGUCGCAUCGCAUAAUUGCAAUGGGGCCCGUGUGUGAGUAGUUUGGAGCUUAAUCAAGCCAACAGUGUACAAUUACAGUAGUAUUUAAAUGCAUAAAUGUGCAUUUGCUAUGGUUUCGUACAAUAGUUUUAUCGCACGACCGAGUCCUCUUUUUGUCACAUCUUUUCUGCGACUUCCGUGCCCUCUCUGCCAGUUGCCGUUUAAUCCGGCCGGGAGCCACUUCGCUUGGCUUCGUUGCAGCUAGGACUCGGUCUACUCGCCUGGCUCUCGAUCGACUCCUCUUGUUCCACAAAAAAACAGCCACCCUUUUUAAGGAGUAGGAAAGAUUGUAAUAGGCAUGUGAAGAGCUUUACUAGUUUCGACAAGAGCCCAAAAGUUUUUUGUCGUUGUUGUGAACAACAAUUCCUCGCAAAAGUACAUCUAGAAAUCAUUUAGCUUUGCAGAUGGGUUUGUGAGAGCCGUUUUUAGUUUCACAAACUUCAAGAAAGCACAUUUAUCAAAGUUUCCUUGGCCAUGACUUGUGUGUCUCCGUUACUUCGCCAGCACCUCUGCUAUUGAACACGCUCAGAGUUUGCCACUACUGUCAAGAACGUACCCUCCCAGGGGGUUUAAGAAUCAACGCCUUUCAUCGGAACGGAGGUGAGCGGAUGAUGUGGACCACCUUGAAUUGAUUAAAAUAAAGCUGUACAGUUGUACCUCUACAUACGAAGUUAAUUCUUUCCAGGACCUUGUUUGUAAGUCGAAAUGGUCGUAUGUCGAGCAGGAUUUUCCCAUAGGAAUACAUUAUAAUUCCAUUAAUUUGUUCCACAGCCAGUGUUGUCAGUAACGCGUUAGUUAGUAACGUGUUACUGUAAUCUGAUUACUUUUUUCGGUAACGGGUAAUCUAACGCGUUCAUUUUUCUACACCAGUAAUCUGAUUAAAGUUAAUUUCCUUAGUGUCGUUGCGUUCUUUUUUUCAUUGCCUCAUAACAUUUGUAGAAUGAAUAUUUUAUAUAUUUAUAUAUAUUUAUAUAUUUUUGAAGAGCAUUUUGAAUAGAAAAUGCUAAAAUAAAAGGUUCCCGGUACGUGUUUCCAUGACAACCUCUUAGCUAUUUCCUGUUUUGGUCUCGCGUCACGUGUUGUGAGACUGAGGCGGGUGGACAUUCGUGCCGAGUAUUGACACGUUGCGAGGGAAUGUUGAUCCGUGGAUAUCCAUGAAUGAAGGUGAGUAUUUUUCCUUCAUUCUGGAGGGUAUCAGCAAAAGGUUGGACCCCCUAAAUGCGCAGCCGUUUCGUAGCUUUGCCGUAGCAACGACGGGCAGUCAUCGCUACAAGUUGGCAAGCUUUGUUUAUAUCAUAUGCGUGUUGCACAUUCAUGCCGUGAGGUGAUGUGUUCGUUUAGCAUCUGUGGGAUGUGUUCUAAGUCCGACUGAGUGUAAAGUGCUUAGUUGCCGCCACGUUUUGUGGCCAAAUUGACCGCGUGCGUGUUGAGAGGAGUGCUUCCGGGUUGUUAAUGUGCACGGCUGAACACGCAUCCGCGCCCGCCAUCACCUUUGUGUUUAUGGCACUGUACAAUCCAUUUGUGUGUUGUUGAUUAUUGUGCCGUCAGUUGGCAUUGUUUUACAUUGGCACUGAUAUGCUGUUAAACUUAACCCGAAAUUCAGAAGUUUUGACAUUAGGCUUAAUCUUAGAGUUAGCGGGGUUUAAUUGGUCGGUGGAGUUGAUUUCAACAAAUUCCAAGCAGUUUGUCAGAUAUUUCUUAGUUUCAGGGCUCCGGAGUGGCUAAGAUCUGAUAUUCCCCUUUUAAUUCAAUCAUCGGAAAGUCAAUUACAUGUGACGACAUUUUUCUGUUGUCAUUUUUCUGUUGAGGCGGCAAAGGGAGAAAAAUGGGUAAAAAGUAACUGAUAGAUUACUUUUAAAGUAACUUAGUUACUUUGAUAAUGAAGUAAUCAGUAAAGUUACUAGAUUACUUUUGAGGCGUAAUCAGUAAUUACUUUUUCAAAUAAUCUGUGACAACACUGUCCACAGCCCAAAAACCUACACUAAAUCCUUAAUAAAUACUGCUGGUACUAUUACAAAUGGCAAUUACACAUCGCAAAACACAUUAAUUAUAAAUAAAAAUUGGAACAAUAAUAAUAAUAAUUCCUGUAAUAAUGUAACGAAUCGGGUUCUAUGUGGCAGACUUUUUUUCUGUACCUGAAUGCACCGUGUGACUGACGUGACGAGAGCGGAGCGGUGCGGUUGAGUUUACUUUCGCUUUCAAUGUUUUCCUGAGUACACAGUCAAUUGCAGUGGACAGCAGGCAAUUUGUGUUGGAUAAGUUCUGAAAUAAAUGAUAAAAAACUGACAAAGCUAGCGAUUUCUUUGGCGAUGUAACCACAAUAAUACUGUAAUUGUCAACUUAACUUAUAAAGACGGGCGAACGGUGAUCGGAGGAGGACCGUGGAGAUGUAUUGGUAAGCCAGUUCACAGAUGCGCACCCCACGCUCAUAUUUCUCUAUAAUUUGCAUCUUCAUUUAGAAGGUAAGCGUCAUGUUUUUCCUUGUUUCACCACCUGUACCAACCUUUUUGAAACCUGUGUUGAUUUCUCUCACAAGAAAGCCAUGCGUCCGUCUGCGGUGCUGUCAUAUCGUAGUAUUUCGAGCCUGUCGACGGAUGUAGAAACAAAUGGUGAGUCAAAUUUUACGUUGGAUGUCGAAAAGAUCGUGUGUCGAAGCGAUCGCAUGUCAAGGUGCCAUUAUUUGUUGCGUCGUUCGGAACGCAGCUGAGCACAGCGCACAUGGAGUAAGUGGAAUUUGGGGGUUGGACUAUAAUGGCGUUUCUAACUGUGUUAUUUUUCAAAAGUGAGUAAUUAAUUUUCCCAUCUUUGCAAUGUCAUUACUGAAGAUGUGAAGGGGCGCGUUAUUACAAUUUGGUUGCAUGGAGCGCUAGUUGAUUUUGUCACAUAUAAGCUGUGAUGACAUUGCAAACGAGAUGAUGAUUGGCUAGGUCAGUACUUUUUUUUUUCUGUUUGUUUAUUUUCCGCGCCCCCCCCCCCCCCCCCAACUCUGCCGCCACUAUAAAUAUACUGUAUUAUCAUUUGUAUAUAAAAUUCCUAUUAUUAAAAGUACACCUCUGCAUAACAUUGUGUUCUUUUUAAUAUUAAAAGAAAAAAGUAAUAAAGAUCAACUUUCAAUAAAGUGUAAAAAAAUAAAACACACACAUCCAUACUGUAAAAAUACAGUCAAGUUACAUAGUUUGACCGUUUGAUACUAAAAAUUAAAAUUUAUUAAAAUGAAUAAAUAAUAAUAAAUUCAACUUGAUAAGCAACAUUAACUCAUCAGGAUAAUAUGCCAAACAAUUACACCGAAAAAACAAAAAUUAAUAGAACAAAAACGACAGUGUCAUUGGACGGAGGGACAGUUUUUAUUUUUGCUGCAGGCAGUAUCAGCUUCUUUGCUAUGGUGUGGGGUUAUUUUGCACUGAGUAACUACAUAUCCCACCUUAUAUGAUGCUGACAGUGCCUUGUGGUUUACUUAGGUAACACUGAUCAAGCGGGAGGAUUGUUGGCAAUAUUUGGCACGUUUUCGCCCCAAAAAAAAUUUAUUUUUUCUUAAUCCUGCUGUCCGCUACGAACAUUUUUAGACAAAGUAAAAAGUCUUUCCUCGCCUCCCAUUGUACUAAAAGCCAAAGGCUGCAUACGUGUCAUCAUAUUUCCUUGUAUUAGCUUUUCAUAUCUCCGGUGCUCUUUGCUGUGUGCUCUUGUUUGGUUCAAAAAUACUGCGCACACGCUGGAAAUGAAAGCGGCACUGCCACCCACUGAGUGGAAGUGCAAUUACACUUUAUUCUUGUACGACAAAAAAGUAUGUUCCCCAAGGUCAUACAUGCCACCCCCAGCAUCACUCUGCGCCCCCCUGCGUGGGCCCGCCCUACUAUUUGAGAAGUACUGGGCUAGGUGGAUGGAUCAUGCCUUGCUUCACUGUACGCUCUGGCAAACACAAGAAGACAGCGAUAAUGGCGACGAGCAAGAAAUUUCCAAGGUAGUGUUCUCAAACUUGAAUUAUCUUCAAUAUUUAAUAUUGUUAAUUUACGGAAUAUUUAAGAGUAGUGUUCUGCUUUUUGUGCAGUUGGCUUAACAGUUUAUAAGAGAUUAGCCCUGGUUAAUGGUCAGUUUACAUUUGUGUAUUCCUAAGAGUAAUAUAUUUGAUCCAAAUGUUCUAAAAUACUGUAUAGAGUGUUUUUUUUUUAUUCUUCAAUCAGUUAGUAUAAAUAUCUUUGAUGUGAACGAUGUUUUAGAAUGUGUAAUGUUAUAACAUGUAGAACAUUAAAAAUAUUAUUCGAGCAUCAGUUACUUUGCUGAGUAACUAAUUACUCUUAAAAUGAGGUAACUGAGUUGCUAACAAUUACUUUUUGGGAGAAGUAAUUUGUAACUAAUUUUUUAAAGUAUGAUUAACAACACUGGUUUCACCAACGGUAACGCAAUAGUUGCUUUCAUAGCCAAUUUCGUUCGGUGUGUUUAUGGUUGUUUGGAGGAAUGUGAAUGUCAGGCAUAAUUAAAAGUUCCAUCUUUAAGGCAGAAUUAAUAAGAAAAAUCUUGCUGGAUGGAGGAAUUUUUUGGCCCAUUUGUAGCAGCACACAAAAGUGCCUGACCAACUUGCAGUCUGGAACAAAAUAUUGGUGGUUUGUAUUCAUGAAUGCAACAGCAACGUGGGUGAGUAUGGUCAGUUUUAUUUGAAGUUUUUGUUAUUUAUUUAGAUAAAUGUUGAUUGUUAAAUGCUUCUAAUGGUAUUGUAAAGGUUGUUCUAAUUUGAAAGAAAAUAAAGGGUUAACUAUAGUUCUUUAUAGUUGAUUAGAAAUAUCCAAGUUGUUAUUCAACAACAAAACAUGAAAUGUCUCGGUCUCUGGAAUGCCAUUGUUAAAAGUUUGAUUUUAAAGAUAUUGUUUUUUAACUACGAUGGGGGUAUUCAAUGAUUGAUUAUAGCAAUUAAGUCCCCACUUAAGGCUGGGGUCUGAAAUGUGCUGCAACUGCUAACAUUUGUAUUUGAUAUUAUUAGCCAUCGUAACAAGACCUAGUUUUAACAUUACUACUGCUCAAUUUGAAGAGAUUUGCAUUCAUCCAUGUUCAUAUAGAUUUUGUUCAGGUCUUCCACGUAAAAUUGAUUGAAUAUAUUUCACGUUACAGAAUAAAUGUUAAGUGUAUGGGAGGGGGUCUCUGGCUUUCUCUUUCCACCCAUUUAUGGCUUUAUUUAGUCUCAUGUUGUAUGUUUUAAGUAAGCAAGGUAAGUUUGAAGUCUGAGUGUUUCUUUUCAAGACUGCUUACGUACCGAAAGGUUUUACUUUGACAAGAUGCUCGUGAAGCAUUCAUUCAGUCCUCAAACAGGGAUGAGAAGCUCACAAGUGAUUACUUAGAGUUGUUAUUGGCAAUGUCUUCUCUAGUUUCUGAGGUACUUCUGCAUUUCUGCUCGCAACUUCCGUUUUGCACAUUCUUUAACCAAAACAACAGUGUAGCUAGAGCGACAUCACUCAUUAAAAUCCCUCAAAAAAGACAAUUUGGAAAUACCGCAUCCAUCUGACAUGAUCACGACAUGGGAGGACAACAUGUUCAUGAAGGCAGAUGUGGAACAAAGCCCGAGCCACCACAAUGAUCGGGUGUUUAUGUAUCCAUGUUGCCGAUGUGUCAUGAAAGGUAUGUUCCUCCUAUCCCUGCAUUUUCAUGUGUCCGGUGCUAAAAGAAUACUAAAGCUAAUAUCUUGAGCAUGAAACAACUUGUCCUUGAUAUUGUUAUUAUGAUGGUAAUUGUAAUUAUGAUGAUGUCUGAUAUUAUUUACUACAACUACUGUACUGCUGUGGCUGCAGUAGUGAUGUGUUGGUCGCAAACGAGCCGGUACAAAGAGCUUUGGAGUUAACCUCAAGAGCCAGCUCUGUCACCCCACCCACCCCCGUUCUCUCUCUAUGUCGCUCUCUCGUUUCACGUGUUGGAAGCGAGGUUUGGCGGUGGCUCAGCUGCCAUGCUCAGAGAGGGAGACAGGAAGAGAAAGGCGAGGGGCUUGGUACUAGUUACUGCACGGAGUGCAAAGCCACAAAUAGACACAAACCGAACGCGGUUUGUAGGCCUUCAAGAUGAGCCGAAAACGCAGUAACAUUUGGAGACAUUUUAAUUGGUUAAAGUCAGAUGACAAUAGGGCAGAAUGCCGUGUAUGCAAACUUAACCCCUUAUAGCCUAAUGUAUCACAUAUGAUACACUUAGAAUUUCAUUAUUUUGAGACUCGAAUUUAGACAUUUGAAUUUUUUUUUUUUUUAAUGGUGGAUGCAGGUCAACACAUGCAUCUGAAGGUUCCAUGAGAGAAAAAUCUGGAUUUAGCUAAAACACUGGACACAUAAUUACUGAGAGAAGGAGCUGGAUCAGCCUGUCAAAGUUGAAGUAUUUCGUUUUCUUGAAUGCAAAUUUAAAAUAAAGCAAGGAGUAGCUUAUGUUUGUUUGUUCGCUGCUGCUGUUGCAGUUAAUCGUCACCGUUUUUGUUAUGAUGCAGCAUGUUUGAUUGUUGGAUGAAGUUUAAUUUUGUUGCUUGUUUAUUGUUUGUAGCCUUUUUAAUGUUCAAUAAAAUAAGUAAAAACCCUUUUCUCUGCUUCAUAAUUGUUGCUUUUUGCUGUCAGUAGAGUGCAAUAUUUAGUUCAACAAAUCAUUUAUCAAAAUAUAUGCUAAAUUUGUCAUAAAUAUUUAAAAGAAAAGCUCAAGUUUAAAGAGCCGUUUGAGAGCCAAAAAGCCGGCUCUUUUGACUGAGCCGAUCCAAAUGAACCGGAUCACUGAAAAGAGCCGAAAAUCCCAUCACUACGCUGCAAUACAUACUAUCUGCUGCUAGCCUGUUGCUAAUCAGUACGUCUAGGAUGGCACAGUUAUGUAAACGCAUAAAUCCAAGUGUUAUACAUUUUUUGUACAUUUGUUUACAGGUGGAAAACGCUUGAUUUGCCUCA
Corythoichthys intestinalis (scribbled pipefish) is the source of this 12226-nucleotide messenger RNA. RefSeq lists its product as uncharacterized. Gene Ontology annotation, biological process: positive regulation of DNA-templated transcription; negative regulation of DNA-templated transcription. Lineage: Eukaryota; Metazoa; Chordata; Actinopteri; Syngnathiformes; Syngnathidae. Gene Ontology annotation, cellular component: nucleoplasm. The coding region runs from base 1556 to 3619 and encodes 687 amino acids. The transcript has 8 exons. The record is from RefSeq and is a predicted model, not a curated record.